AUGGACGAUUACAAUUCUGAUUUUGAGGAGAAACAAGAUGGUACUGGCUCCGGGGUGGAACUUUCUAACGGCGCAGCCCAAGACGAGGCGGCUCACCAGACCCCGUACGCGUCUUCCUUCGUCCUCCCUUUAACUGCGUUAGAUCCGUCGAUACUGCAUCCGAUAAGCCUUGCAUUUCUAUAUGAGUAUAGGGAACCCACCUUUGGCAUUUUGUAUUCACAGGUUUCAACAUCAAAUGCACUUCUUUCUGAGAGAAAAGAUGUUGUCUUCUACACCGUGUUUACGCUAGACCUGGAACAACGAGCUUCCACUACACUUCUCUCGGUGUCCAAACUGCCUAGUGAUUUGUUCAAAGUGGUGGCCCUUCCGCCCCCUGUUGGAGGUGCUUUACUUAUCGGCUCCAACGAACUCGUCCAUGUCGACCAGGCCGGGAAGACCAAUGCAGUGGGGGUGAACGAAUUUUCAAAGCAGAGUUCAGCUUUUGCUAUGACCGAUCAAUCGGAUUUGGCUAUUCGGCUUGAAGGCUGCGUUGUUGAACGCCUUGAUGAAAGCAAUGGUGAUCUGGUGCUGGCUCUUUCUGUCGGAACGAUGGCACUUGUCAAAUUCAAGCUUGAUGGAAGGUCGGUGUCUGGCAUCUCGGUCCACCUCGUACCUGCACAUGCUGGUGGCGACAUAAUGAAAUCUGCUGCUUCAUCGGCAUCUUUUCUUGGCAACAGGAGAAUCUUUUUGGGCAGUGAGGAUACGGAUUCGGUAUUACUUAGCUGGAAUUAUUCGUCUUCGGGUAUGAAGAGGACGCGAUCCGAGGCUAGGUAUCUCGAUGAGAGUUCAGGAGACUUGUCAGAGGAAGACCAACUUGACGAUGAUGCGCUGGAAGAUGAUCUUUAUUCGACCACACAGGAUGCAACGACGGACGGUCGCCUCUCUUCUGCUGAAGCGUAUAUGUUUGGACACUGCAAUUUCCAAAUCCACGACAAGCUUUUGAAUAUCGGGCCCCUCCGUGAUAUCACCUUGGGUCAGUCUCAUUUACAUAGCAAGGAGGGAAAUGAACAAGGUGCAGGCGGCCCUCCGUCCACACUGCAGCUCGUAUCGUCGCAGGGGUCAGACAGGAGUGGUGGAGUGGUAGUGAUGAAGCGUGAGAUUGAACCUUUGGCUCUCGUAUCCCAAAAGAUUGAUUCCGCCGCUGGGGUCUGGACUGCCUCUGUAAUCAACAGAGCGACUGAAUCGGAUACAAGCGGACAAGCGCAAGAGCCGAACUGGCGACACUAUGCUAUCUUUCCCAAACGGACCGUGGCUGAGAAAGAGGAAUCAGUCAUUUUCCAGGUAGAGGGGCAGGAACUUAAGCCUUUCAAAGCGCCUGAAUUCAAUCCUAAUGGUGACUUUACCGUGAAAAUCGAGACGCUAAGGAGCAAUAAUUGCGUGGUUCAAGUCCUCCAAAACGAAGUUCGGAGCUAUGACGCUGAACUGGGCUUGGCUCAGAUUUACCCUGUGUGGGAUGAGGAAACCAGUGAAGAGCGCAUAGCUGUGAGCGCUAGUCUCGUGGGUACUUAUCUUGCGAUUCUUCGAGAUGACUCUACGUUAUUACUUCUCCAGGCAGAUGAUAGUGGAGACCUCGACGAGGUUUCACUGGAUGGAGACCUGGCACGUUUGAGUUCGAAAUGGCUGUCCUGCUGUCUGUACUGUGAUAAAAACGGUGUCUUCGAGGUGGCUCGCCCAACCCCAGAUGGGCUACCUCAAGAUGAGGUCUUCUUGUUUCUGCUCAGUUUGGAUUGUCGAUUAUUCAUCUACCGACUCUCCGACCAGACUUUAGUGUCGAUCAUAGAAGGCGUCGAUUGUUUAGGUCCAAUUCUGUCGGCUGAGCCACCGAAGCGGUCGACAACGCGGGAGCUCCUGUCUGAGAUUGUUGUUGCAGACCUUGGUGAUGACUGGUGCACUAGUCCUUACUUACUCAUUCGAACCGUGAAUAACGACAUUUCGGUGUACAAACCCUUUGUAGCUGCAGCUGAUACUGGGGAAACGCUCUCUAGUUUAAGGUUUUUGAAAGAAACAAACCAUGUUCCACCGAAAGCUUCUUCUACCGUUGACCCGGCUGAAUUAGGCGAUUCGCAGAAGACACCGCUACGAAUACUCCCCAACGUCUCGGGCUUCAGCGCUGUAUUCGUGCCUGGAUCCUCAACCGGCCUUAUACUCAAAACAUCGAAAAGUCGACCGCAUUUCACACCUCUAGGAGGGGACUCAACAUGGUCUUUAAGCAGCUUCAAUCAUGAUGGAGGCGCCAGUACAGGCUUUAUCACGUUGGACUCGAAGAAUAUUGCGCGAUUGUGCCAAUUGCCCAGUGAUACAAUCUUCGAUCACCCUUGGACAUUACAGAAGGUAUCCAUCGGCGAGCAGGUUGAUCAUUUAACGUACUCUGUCUCGUCUGGGACGUACGUUUUAGGAAGCUGCCAUAAGACGAGUUUCAAGCUGCCCGAAGAUGACGAGCUGCACCCUGAAUGGCGCAACGAAGUGAUAUCUUUGCUUCCCGAAGUGCAUCAGAGCUCGCUAAGGCUCCUAUGCCCUAGGACGUGGUCCAUCAUCGACAGCUACACUUUAGGCCCGGCCGAGCACGUUACCGCGAUCAAAAACUUGAGUUUGGAGGUAUCCGAAAAUACGCAUGAGCGGAAGGAUAUGGUUGUGGUUGGAACUGCAUUUGCGCGGGGCGAGGACAUCGCAUCCCGUGGCUGCAUCUAUGUCUUUGAGGUGAUCAAAGUGGUUCCCGAUCCGGAAAAGCCAGAAAACGACCGGAAGUUGAAACUCAUCGGCAAGGAGUUGGUCAAGGGCGCAGUAACUGCGCUAUCGGAGAUCGGUGGCCAGGGGUUCUUGGUCGUCGCUCAGGGACAGAAGUGCAUGGUCCGGGGUCUCAAGGAGGAUGGCAGCCUCCUGCCCGUGGCUUUCAUGGAUGUGCAAUGCUACGUCAGCGUCGUCAAAGAACUCAAGGGCACUGGAAUGUGUAUAAUCGGAGAUGCCGUGAAGGGGCUUUGGUUUGCAGGAUACUCGGUAAGUGCUCUCUCACUUCAUGUCAUUGAUGGGACCGAAGGAGUCGUCGCUAAUGUCGUAAUCGCUUGUUCCCCAUAUAGGAAGAGCCGUAUAAAAUGA
Aspergillus melleus is the source of this 3132-nucleotide messenger RNA. Its product is annotated as mRNA cleavage and polyadenylation factor subunit. The record is from RefSeq and is a predicted model, not a curated record. The coding region runs from base 1 to 3132 and encodes 1043 amino acids. Gene Ontology annotation, molecular function: protein binding; nucleic acid binding. Gene Ontology annotation, cellular component: nucleus; mRNA cleavage and polyadenylation specificity factor complex. Lineage: Eukaryota; Fungi; Ascomycota; Eurotiomycetes; Eurotiales; Aspergillaceae. The transcript has 7 exons.